UGCUUUUGCUUCUUUGUUUCCUUUUCUGUUGCCUUCAGUGAAUUUUCCUACUUUGAAUUAUUUUUGUUUCCCGUUUAAACUGUGUAAUUCAGAGCUCGAAUAUGUCAACUUCGUUUUCUCGGGAAAAACUUAGAACAGUUGCCAUUUUGGAAAUCCAAGGAUUGAUGCUUUGGAGCUUUUAUAUAUAUUUUAGAUUAAUUGACUUUAUGAAGUUUUGCUUUUCCGAUCUUUCAUUUGAGUGCAUUUGAUUUGAUGAAUUAAUCUUUUCUCUCUCUCUCUCUCUCUCCUUUGCCCAGAGAUCUCAGUUCAGCCUUGAAUGUUGGUGUCGCCCUUUAUUUCAUGUUUUUGUUCAUUUAUCUCACUGGAUUUUUUUACUUGUCCUGGUAUAUGCAUGUCAAUAUUAUUUUCCAGUUCAUUAUCGCUGUUUUUGAUGAACACUGUUUGAUCUGAUGCUGUGUUCUCUGUUUAAUCUGUAUCUUUUUAUGUCAAUUGAUUUGAUGUCAUAUGUACGGGCGGCAAUCAUUUUUUCAGGUUUUGGAAUCUUUUUCCUUUGGGACAUAAGACUGGGAGUUUUUUUUUUUUUUUUGGAUCUGGUUUUAAAUACCGGUUAGUAUAUAUGAUCAUUGCAAUUCUAAGUUGUUCUCCCUAUGCUUUAUGUUCCUUUUGAUCUCUGUAACAAAGGGAUCCUUUUGUUCUUACCAUAAAUACUACCAAAUAGAAGCAAUAAUCUUUAAAAUUCCUGAUUCAUUUGGGACACUUCAGCAAUGUAUGCAGAAUUGCAGAUUUAUUUGUGAACACAGGUAGGGGGAUAGUGAAGUUUUUGGUUUAUGUAUUGCUGGUACACUUGUAGCACCGUUCUUUGGUUUAUAAAGUUUGGGAAUAUUUGGAGUACAUGUUUAUCUUCUGGUGAACUCUGCAAUAUGCCAUCCUGCUGGUUUUCAAGAACUAUUACAUGUACUCAAUACUGGAACAGUAUGACCUCUCUUUGCAGCUAUUCUCUACUGGGAAGGUGAUUAAAUUUUGCUGGAGUUAAUAUUGCAUUGGAUGUGUAGCAUGUGUCAUUACUGUGGUGCUGAACUUGCGAAGUCUAUUGAAGAAAAGAGGAAACAGGAUAAUGGUAAUGCUGUAAUUUCAAGUACUGGAGACCCCAUUUGGUCUUGUAAAUUAUGCUGUGAGAGGAAAGGAAGAGACUUCGUAAAGCAGGAUGGUAUUACUCCAUAUGCAACACCAAUGAUCAGUCCAAUUUUCUCAUUGUCUUGUAGUGACCGCUCAUAUUCUAGCUGCAGUGAUUUUUCAGUUGAUAUAAACUCAUAUGAUCAGUGGGUUUCCUUAUUCUCAGUUACGGUGCUGUUAUAUUAACUGGAGUCUUGAAACUAAAUCAUGGUGUGAGCGGGCAUUUAUUUAUUAUUUUUCGGGGGCGAGGAUGGCCAAGAGGUUGUUUCAAAAAAUAUUCUGCCAAAUGGCCGAUUGCAACACCUGAGCUCAGAAGGCCCUAGGAAGAGAGUUGAUAGCUUGAAUAUGAUGAUAGAAAGCAACUUGAGGGAUAAGAAAAAUAGCUAUGAUAUGGACAUAGUGAGAGAUAUUGAGAUAACAGAAGCUAGUAAUGAACAAGAAGCAAAAGAGAGCAUUGUUGAAAAUUCUCCUACAACCCUAGGCAAAGAAAAUGGGGCUUCUCAGUCCAUUAAUGUUGAAAUGGAUAGUCAAAUUUGGGAACCUCCAGAGCCAGAAUAUCCAGUGGAUGACUUGGAGGGAACCGUGGCUUAUGAUGAUGAUGAUGAUGAAUGUGGAGAUGGCACAGAAUGGGGAAAACCAAGUUCCUUGAGUCAUAUUAUAGAUGAUGACAAUGGAAGAUACAGGUUUAAAGAGGAAAAAAAAAGAGCAAUGGAAGAGGUAAUAAAUGGGAAGUUCAAAGCUAUCAUCAGUCAAUUUCUUAAAUCUGUGGGCGUUGCCUGUUCUGUUAAUGACAGCAAUAGUUGGGUGGAUAUAGUUAUUUCUUUAUCUUGGGAAGCUGCUAUGUUUUUGAAUCCCGAUGCUAUUGAUGACAAAGCAAAUGGUCCAGAUAGAUACGUGAAAGUAAAAUGCAUUGCAACUGGUUCUCGCAGUCAAAGCCAAUUGAUCAAGGGAUUGGUCUUCAAAAAGCAUGCUGCUCAUAAGCGCAUGCAAACUAGGUACAAGAAUCCAAGGCUGUUACUAAUUCAGGGAGUCCUUGGUCAGUCGUCUAGUGGGUUGUCUUCAUUCAGUUCACUAGAUGAGGAAAAAUGUCAUCUGAAAUGUCUAAGUGAGAUGAUAGAUAUGUGCCAUCCAAAUGUGAUAUUAGUGGAGAAAACUGUUUCACGUGAUUUUCAAGAGUGUAUCCUUGAGAAAGGAAUUACACUGGUGUUUGACAUGAAGCUACAUCGUCUAGAGAGAGUUGCACUUUGUACUGGCUUACCAGUUAUACCAUCUGAAACUUUGAUGAAUCAAAAGCUGAAGCAGAAUGACUCCUUUAAGCAGUGCGACUCCUUUCACAUAGAAAAGUUCGUUGAGGAACAUGCUUGCUCUGGUGAAGGGGGGAAACGACCAAGUAAAACAUUGAUGUUCCUUGAGGGCUGUCCUAAACAUCUCGGUUGCACUAUUUUGUUGAAAGGAAGUCAUUCUGAAGAACUCAAAAAGAUUAAGUGUGUUGUGCAGAAUGCCGUUGUCAUGGCAUAUCAUUUAAUCCUGGAAACUUCUUUCCUUACUGAUCAGAAGGCAAUGUUCUCUAGAAUUCUUUUCACUGGAAUAGCAAAUGUGUUGCUACCAGGUCGGGAAUCCUGUGCUUCAGAAAUCGGUAACCUGAGUGUUCCUUGUCUCGAUGAGUCUAUUGCUGAAACUCGAUCGCAUGAAAUUGACAUUCCGAUUUCCAAUGCAUUCCAUGAAGAAGGUUACCACAUAAAUGGGGAAAUAAAUGGUGAUCAAAUCAUGAAUUCAGGAUUAGACUACAAUUCAGCAUUAUCUUUGGAGCCAUAUAAUCCGGCAAUUCUCUCUGGGUUGUCGUCUAUUUCUGCUUCUCUGAAGAAAGUUAUAGGAAAUAAUUUCCCUCUUGCAUCCACUGCCCCUUAUCGGUCAUUGUCUGCAUAUUUUGGGUUAAAUGGGAUGCAAUCCAAGCUAACAGAAGCAGUUCCGACAGUGAAAUGUUUUGAGGUCACAGAUGAAUUUUAUGUGGAAUCUAAAGGUGAUCCUGAUGAAAAGAAACCUCUUGAGGACAGACCCCAAUCUUCUCAUGCUUUCUUUGAAGCCCCAUUUGACUUGAAAGCUAAUGGACAUGAUAACGAAGAACUUAACAAUAAGGACCUCAACACAAUGUUGAAUUCACAGAGUAUUUUGGUUCUUAUUUCAAGCCGGAAUGCCUUACGGGAGACUAUAUGUAAGCAAAGCCAUUUUAGCCAUAUAAUGUUCUACGGGAAUUUUGAUGUUCCUCUUGGAAAGUUCCUUCAAGAUAAUCUACUCAAUCAGGGAAGUCAGUGUGCUGUAUGUGCUGAACCGCCAAAAGUUCACUUUUACCAUUAUGCACAUCAUAGUAAGCAAUUAACAAUACAGGUUAAACAGCUUCCUAAGCAUUUACCUGGGGAAGCACAGGGAAAACUCUGGAUGUGGAGUCGCUGUGGCAAGUGUAAAACUGGGAAUGGAAUUUCAAAAACUACAAAAAGAGUGCUAAUGUCAACUGCUGCCCGUAGUCUUUCAUUUGGAAAGUUCUUGGAACUCAGCUUUUCUGAACACUCUUCAUUCGGCCAAUCAUCCAGCUGUGGUCAUUCUCUGCAUAAGGACUUCCUAUAUUUCUUUGGGUCGGGUCCUAUGGUUGCAAUGUUUAGUUGCUCCUCAGUUACUACUUAUACCAUGUCAAUGCCUCCACAACAGCUGGAGUUUAGUAAGUCAAUUAGAUCAGAUUGGCUGAAGGAAGAGUUUGAAAAUGUUUAUAUGAAAGGGAUGCUAAUGUUCAGAGAGGUUGCAAGCUUUUUGGUGCAGAUAAGGUCUCAAUUUGAGGGCUCAACUCUAAACCUUAAAGGCUCCUUAAAGGAAUUUUCUGAUGUUGAAGAGAUGUUGAAACUGGAAGCUUCUGAUUUUGAGGUAAACUUUCAGAAUGCUGUUGCAGAGAAUGGAAAUGCAAACUUGGGUUUUCAUCCACUCCUCAGCUUGACCCAAGUAAGGUGGGUUCUUCUUCUGGAAUCAUGCCUUUGGGAUAGACGCCUGCAUUCUCUCCUCUUGCCUGAUCCUACAGUAGUAGUUGUUGGUGCCAAUAACAAAGCGGUUCUGGAGCAAUUGGAGUCGGAUAUGAGUAGUGCUGAUGGAGAGGACAAUAGGACAGAAGCUAAAUCUGGAAAUGGUGAUAAGUGUUCUUAUAAUACAGGUAAUCUGAAAGAUGAGACAGGUUCAUUUGUUGAAAGAAAUGAAUUUUCAGGUGAUAAAUUCUCUUCAAAUGUUCCUGUCAAAAAAUUCGAGGAAUGUGACAGCAUACACAAUUCCACUAUGGUUGAGAAUAUUGGAAAGCCAGCAGUGAAUGGUACAUGCCCUGUGAAAUCAUCCAGCCUAGAGUUUGUUGUGACAUCUAAUAUUUCUGUUCUUCCUCAUCUUGGUGAUGAGAAUUAUCAAGCAGAGGAUGAACUGCUGUCAGAUCAUUUGCAAGUGGAUAGAACAAUUCCAAUUUCUACAGAGCUUUCUUCCGAUGAAUCGAUAGUUGACUCAAAUGGAUCUAGUAGGGGUGGAUCUCCACGUUCAUUACUAUCCAGCUUAGAAAACUUAAACGGAUGGUUUUGGAUGCCUUUAUCUGAAAUCAGACAGAUAUACAUGAAGGAUCUUCUAAGAGGAAAGGCCCCCAAGUUCGAAUCUAUCAGUAGUUAUACUCCUGAGAAAAUACCCACAGGCAAUCAAUUAAUCAGGGACGAAGGGACGAGGCUACACAUACCUCUAGGAAUGAAUGAUUAUAUAUUGUCAGACUAUGAGAGUGAACUAUCAAGUAUAAUUGCUUGUGCAUUAUUGUCGCUGAAAGAUCAUGCUGUAGCAGAAAUGUCUAAUGAGGAUGGGAGGAGAGAUAAACUAACUGAAAGUUUACGUCGCCACAUUCAAGUUCCUACAAUAACAUCCCCCCAUUGGUCUCCUAGUGGUUCAUCUGAUUCAGACUCUGUCUCUAGUCUGAGCAUUUCUUCAGACGAGUCACAGUUUUCCAGUUUUGAUGGGUUAAACUUGAUGGAUUCUUUAGUUCCUCCUGAUGCUCUUAACAUAGAAGUUCCUCUAGGGGUUUCAAAAUCACUUGGGAAGGGUAAAUACACAGUAGUAUGUUUAUAUGCUAACCAGUUCCGUGAUCUUCGGGAACGGUGCUGCCCUUCAGAGCUUGAUUAUAUUGCUUCGCUUAGCCGUUGCAGAAACUGGGAUGCCAAAGGAGGGAAGAGCAAGUCCUUUUUUGGCAAAACACUUGAUGACAGAUUUAUUAUAAAGGAAAUUAAGAAGACGGAGUAUGAUUCAUUUGAGAAGUUUGCUUUACAUUAUUUCAAAUACAUGAACCAGGCGUUUGAGUCUGGUAGCCAAACCUGUCUUGCCAAAGUUCUUGGAAUUUAUCAGGUGAUAGUAAGACAGCCAAAAACUGGGAAAGAGACAAGAAAUGAUCUUAUGGUAAUGGAGAAUCUUACCUUUGGAAGAAACAUUACUCGCCAGUAUGAUCUUAAAGGUGCCUUGCAUGCUCGAUUAAGUUCAGCUGCUGAUGGUUCUGGAGAUGUUCUUUUGGAUCAGAACUUUGUCAAUGACAUGAAUUCUUCUCCGUUAUACCUUAGUAAUAAAAACAAGCGUCUCUUGCAGCGUGCUAUAUGGAAUGACACAACGUUCCUCAAUUCGAUCAACGUAAUGGAUUACUCUUUACUUCUUGGUGUGGAUACGCAGCGGCGGGAGCUUGUUUGCGGGAUUAUUGAUUAUCUGAGGCAGUAUACAUGGGACAAACAACUAGAGACAUGGGUUAAGUCUUCUCUAGUUGUUCCCAAGAACGUGUUGCCAACAGUUAUCUCUCCCAAGGAAUACAAGAAAAGGUUCAGAAAGUUCAUGUCAACUUACUUUUUCAGCGUCCCUGAUGAUUGGUGCUCACAGGAAUCCUGUGAUCCUUGUGAACUUGGUGGUGGCAUUAGAGAUGAUGAUAUUGAUAUGUCCUCUCAAUCCAAGUAAUGGUAUUUCUGCCUAGAUCUUGUAUUCCUUGUUUCUCUUUUCUUUGUUUUCCCUGGAAGUAGCCAUCAUUUUUGAGAAAUUAUUGUGUACAUAUCCAAUCCGUUAUCGUGCAGUUUUUAGCAAUUUUUUUAGCAAAUUUCUGGGGUAGUUUCAUUGCUAUAGGUCUACCAUAUCCAUAUUAAUGUCCAUAUCUUUGUACAGUGAAGAGAGGAAUUGUAGAUAGCCGGGGUAAUUGGAAGACUGAUAAUUUUAAAGCAAUUUAAAGUUGGUGCUUUUGUUAAUAGCAUGUAAAUAUUGAAGUUUUAUGUUGAAGAUUGUACUUGCAAUUAUGAAUGUAUUGAUGGGGAUGAUCCAUCCUCUGGUUUUGACUA
Gossypium raimondii (Peruvian cotton) is the source of this 6536-nucleotide messenger RNA. Its product is annotated as putative 1-phosphatidylinositol-3-phosphate 5-kinase FAB1D. Gene Ontology annotation, biological process: phosphatidylinositol phosphate biosynthetic process. The record is from RefSeq and is a predicted model, not a curated record. Gene Ontology annotation, cellular component: endosome membrane. The coding region runs from base 1519 to 6165 and encodes 1548 amino acids. The transcript has 12 exons. NCBI's taxonomy places the organism in Eukaryota, Viridiplantae, Streptophyta, Magnoliopsida, Malvales, Malvaceae. Gene Ontology annotation, molecular function: 1-phosphatidylinositol-3-phosphate 5-kinase activity; ATP binding.